Pistacia vera is the source of this 1846-nucleotide messenger RNA. RefSeq names its product probable bifunctional methylthioribulose-1-phosphate dehydratase/enolase-phosphatase E1. Gene Ontology annotation, molecular function: magnesium ion binding; acireductone synthase activity. Gene Ontology annotation, cellular component: cytoplasm. The coding region runs from base 56 to 1630 and encodes 524 amino acids. The transcript has 12 exons. NCBI's taxonomy places the organism in Eukaryota, Viridiplantae, Streptophyta, Magnoliopsida, Sapindales, Anacardiaceae. The record is from RefSeq and is a predicted model, not a curated record.
AACCAACUCUCUCUCUCUCUCUCUCUUUUAAAGAUAGCAUCUUUUUCUCAGAGCUAUGGCCACUGUUGCCGUGAACGGAGCUGGGCCCGGAAUAGCGCAUACUCAGGCGUAUUUGGAGAGCAAAGCUGUGAAGGAGACCAGAGUGUUGAUGUCAGAGCUUUGCCGUCAGUUCUACACCCUUGGUUGGGUAUCUGGGACAGGUGGCAGCAUCACAAUCAAGGUCCAUGAUGACUCCAUCCCUAAACCUCAACAGCUCAUCCUCAUGUCACCUUCUGGCGUUCAGAAGGAGAGAAUGGAGCCAGAGGACAUGUAUGUGAUGUCUGGAAAUGGAUCUAUCUUGUAUUCGCCAUCUCCGAAGCCGUACCCACAUAAGUUUCCCAAAUGUUCUGAUUGUGCUCCUCUUUUCAUGAAGUCAUAUGAGAUGCGUAAUGCUGGAGCUGUUAUCCACAGUCAUGGGAUAGAUUCUUGCCUAGUUACUAUGAUCAAUCCGAAUUCAAAAGAAUUUCGUAUAACUCAUAUGGAGAUGAUAAAAGGAAUCCAAGGGCAUGGUUAUUAUGAUGAACUUGUGGUCCCAAUCAUAGAGAACACUGCCUAUGAAAAUGAGCUCACUGAUUCUCUUGCUAAAGCGAUAGAAGCCUAUCCCAAAGCAACAGCUGUGCUUGUUCGUAAUCAUGGCGUAUACAUUUGGGGGGACUCGUGGAUCAGUGCUAAAACUCAGGCUGAAUGUUAUCACUAUCUCUUUGAUGCUGCUAUCAAACUUAAUCAACUGGGUCUGGACUGGUCUACUCCAAACCAUGGUCCAAUUCAGAAUGCCAAAGGAAUUUCAGGCAGUAACGAGUACAUAAAUAUUACCCCAAAAGCAAUGACUAGAGACUCAAAUUCUGGUUCAGAUCCAUUGCCAAGUUGCAUUGUGCUUGACAUUGAAGGGACUACUACUCCCAUAUCAUUUGUUACUGAGAUUCUCUUUCCAUAUGCUCGUGUCAGUGUUGGAAGGCAUUUGUCUGCGACAUACGACACAGCAGAAACUAAAGAAGAUAUAAAGUUGUUGCGCUCUCAAAUUCAAGAUGACCUGCAACAAGGAGUUGCUGGUGCUGUACCUGUACCUCCAGAUGAUGCUGGGAAAGAGGAGGUGAUAGCAGCUUUGGUUGCUAAUGUGGAAGCAAUGAUAAAGGCUGAUCGGAAGAUCACCGCUUUAAAACAACUGCAAGGUCAUAUUUGGCGAACUGGGUUUGAAAAUAAUGAAUUGGAAGGAGUAGUUUUUGAUGAUGUGCCUGAAGCCCUUGAAAAGUGGAAUGCUUUGGGAAUAAAGGUAUACAUAUAUUCUAGUGGUAGCAGAUUGGCCCAGAGGCUUAUAUUUGGAAAUUCAAACCAUGGGGAUUUAAGAAAAUAUUUAUCUGGAUUUUUUGACACUGCAGUCGGGAACAAAAGAGAGACACAAAGUUACAUUGAAAUCACAGAUUCAGUGGGAGUUGAUAAACCAUCUGAAAUUUUGUUUGUUACAGAUGUCUAUCAAGAAGCUACGGCUGCAAAAGCUGCGGGUUUGGACGUGGUAAUCUCUGUCCGGCCGGGAAAUGGUCCUCUUCCAGAGAAUCACGGGUUCAAGACAAUCACUUCAUUCGCAGAAAUAUAAAAGCACACCUGCUUCAAAUAUGAUAAUUACUGUUGAUAUAUGAACACCAAGAAUAAACAAGUCAGGGGUUUAGAAACAAGAUGUCUGUCACUGUAAAAUGUUAUGAGCAUUGUCUAGUAAUCUGCAUUGCUUUUAACACUUAAGUAUGUUCUUGGCUUUGAAGAUAAAUGAUAGCUUGUUUCCAAAGUAUGCAUGAUUUUUGCUGCAUUUCUUUCA